AUGCAGGUAUACCCAGAGCCUGCCCCGCCCUCCCCUGUGGAGAACCUACGGUGGUUGGAAGAUAAUCUAGACGUGACAUAUUCCCCUGUAUGCUGCUCCUACAAUGCUGGGACGACGACCUUGCUCCUGCGGCUACCGAACGCAGGGGAGGUAACCGGCGUUGCUCCGUGUCCCGGCACGAAUGUCGGGGGUCCGGGUCGUGAUGCUGUGCUAGAUGUUUUAGGGUGGCGGCAUGACGGUGGAAGGGAGCAGAACCUGGUAGAUAUUUUUGGCCGCAUUCAAGAUUUAGAUGCGUUGCAGCUGCAGCGCCUACCCGGUUCUUGGGGCGCAGCAGAUGGGGUGGUGUUAAGGCUUCCGAAGGACCAGAACAGUUUUACCGUUCACGCAGGACCUGAGGUUGGUUCGCUCGCGCAGAUCGAGGAAGCCGCGGGUUCUUGUGAAGGCGCAUCCACCAAUGCGGAGCGUUUGGAGUCUUCUCUUUCCCGUGCGGAGUUGAAGCAGCGCGAGGAGGCUUACAGUUUGCGCAGCUUCCUGAAUUCAUGUUUGAUGUUACCUGGUAGCCGUAGGCUGUCUGGUGGAUGGAGGAAGAAGGUCUGUGCAUCUGCAGAUUCUCAGCUGUCGCGCAGCUCCGAGCCUGCAUAUUCGCGUGGUCUGCCGUUCCUGCAGUGGCGUGGCAGGUUCCCGAAGGCAGCUGCUUCAGCAGUCCCCGGUUCUACAGGGGAUGGGCCAGGGCCGUCGAGAGGAGCGGGUAGCGCCAAAAAGCGCUUCUCUCGCUCAGGUGGGGGAUAUGCCGAUCAGAAGCACGAGGCCCACGUGGGGGGAGGGAUAGUGCAGCACUCGAGUCGUCUGUUGUCCCUAAGAAGAAAAGGCAAGGGGGGAGGGUCGUCCGAGAGCAGCAGGACCAAUGUUGCGUCGACGUUGUCCUUGGGAUCUUUAGGCUGA
Messenger RNA from Eimeria acervulina, 942 nucleotides. RefSeq lists its product as hypothetical. The coding region runs from base 1 to 942 and encodes 313 amino acids. The record is from RefSeq and is a predicted model, not a curated record. The transcript has a single exon. NCBI's taxonomy places the organism in Eukaryota, Apicomplexa, Conoidasida, Eucoccidiorida, Eimeriidae.